AUGCCUGACCAAGGAGCAGGGGGACUACAUCCUUCGGGAGGUCCACAGCGGGAAUCUGCGGUGACCACUCUGGAUCCCGAUCGCUCGCACACAAGGUCUUCCGGCAGGCGGUUCGGUAGUGUCCCUCAUAUUCCCGCUGAGCCGCUGUCACCGAUCGUGAGCCCAUGGCCGUUCGCCCAGUGGGGACUAGAUCUAAUUGACCCGAUGCCAGAGGGCAAGGGUCAGGUCAAAUACGCUGUGGUUGCCGUAGACUACUUUACCAAAUGGGUAGAAGCCAAAGCCCUAGCGACAAUAACGGCAGCCAGGGUCGAGGAUUUCGUCUGGACGAACAUUUGCUGCCGAUUCGGCAUCCCCUACGCCAUCGUCACGGAUAACGGCAGGCAGUUUGAUUCGAAAGUCUUUAGGCAAUUCUGCACCCGACUCAAGAUCAACCUGUUCUUUGCUUCGCCAACACACCCCCAAUCGAACGGACAGGUCGAAGCCAUGAACAAAAUUGUCAAGAAGCUGUUGAAACGGCAGCUUGACAAAGCCAAAGGAGCCUGGCCGGAAAAGCUUCCAGAAGCGCUAUGGGCCAUACGGACAUCCUACCGAACGGCAACAGGGGAAACACCAUUCUCUAUGGCUUUCGGUUCAGAGGCAGUAGUCCCAGUGGAAAUCGGAGAGCCCUCCUACCGAACGAAAACCUUCGCACCGAAGGCAAAUGAGGAAGCACUGGCUUUGAGCCUCGACUUACUCGAGGAACGCCGAGCACAAGCCAACCUUCGGAACGAAGCUUACAAGCAACGCGUCUCUCGGUACUAUGACUCCAGGGUCAGAUCCCGCUCUUUCCGAAUCGGAGAUUGGGUAAUGCGGAAAGUCUCUUUGGCAACCAAGGAUCCCAAGGAAGGAACCCUCGGACCUUCCUGGGAGGGACCCUACGAGAUCAUCGGUAUCCAGCGAUCGGGGACUUACCGACUCAGAGACUCCAACGGAAAGACCCUCGGUAAUCCUUGGAACGUAGAGCAUUUGAAGUACUAUUUCAAAUGA
Prunus armeniaca (apricot) is the source of this 1026-nucleotide messenger RNA. NCBI's taxonomy places the organism in Eukaryota, Viridiplantae, Streptophyta, Magnoliopsida, Rosales, Rosaceae. The record is from the annotation of a GenBank genome assembly.